This is a messenger RNA of Brassica rapa (field mustard), 4749 nucleotides long. Its product is annotated as ethylene-responsive transcription factor ERF025. Lineage: Eukaryota; Viridiplantae; Streptophyta; Magnoliopsida; Brassicales; Brassicaceae. Gene Ontology annotation, biological process: regulation of DNA-templated transcription. The record is from RefSeq and is a predicted model, not a curated record. Gene Ontology annotation, molecular function: DNA binding; DNA-binding transcription factor activity.
AGCAGUUUCUAUGGAGGCGUUUAUUUCUUUAUGUCCAAGUCCAAUAGAUAUAUCGUCACUUGCCAAUACAACAGCAGUAGGGGCCUGCCUUUUUAUAACAAGAAGUUGCUCUAUAGUUUUAUAAGAUCUCUAGAUAUGCACAACUUAUAUGAUACAUAUAGUCUAGUUGCAAAAACCUUCCAAUCUGAUACACCUACAGGCGGAUUCGACCAACAGAAAACAGUAGGAAAAAACCAAGUACCACCAUAUUUGAACAUCUAAAAAAUGGAAUGGAUAACAUAUAUCAAAAUAUCAAGAUACAUGUUAAAAAAAUUAUACAAAAAGAGUAUUCCUCUCUUAACUCUCUCCACUUCAUAAGCAUAUCUAAGUUAUCUCCAGCAUCCGGCACGCGCGUGAGUUGCGCAUGCGAUGCUGUCGUCCUCUCUCCUCUAUCCUCGGUUUGAAUUUGGUUCCUUCGUGGUCAUCUCUUUCCUCUGCCUUGCUCGUUGCUCUGACUCUGAAGGUUUGUUUGGUUGAGCCUCUGCUCGCGAGGAAGCGCGACUCCGGCUUGAUCUUUGUUGGUUUUUGGAGCCUCAACGGGAGGAAAUGUGGUGUCUUACGGCGGGGCUCGGUUUUUGGGUUUUCAUAAGAUAAAUUUUGCUUUUGAUUGCGCAUGGAUGUGGCUCCAAGCUGUCAGCGGUUCUGGUUUGUAGGUCCUGGAUCUGCUCCCUUUACUUCUGCUAGCGCGAUGUCUGGAGACGUGUGUGGUUGCUUAGUCUCGGUGUCAUGGUGAGUCAUACCCUGUUCUAAUAGAUACCAUGGUUGCCUCAUAGAGUCCGCUACUUGAAGACAUGUUUAGUCGUCUGGCGUGUAUCGUAUCUAGCGGUGUUGGUGUGUGGAGUCUCGCCACAUUACGGUUUGUUUGUUGUUGUCUAUGGUUUCUUCGAUCUAGCACUGGCGAUCUCCCAUCCAUUUUGUCUUGCCUCUUCGUGGUGUUACAUCCAGUCUCUUAUUUUGAAGCUUGUUGACGGCUUCAUUGUUGUUUUGCUCAUGUUUAUUUGGUGGUUGAAUCGUUAUAACGUGUGGAAGCAAAAGGUUACUGUUUCUCGGUUCUCGAUGACGGCGUAUGACGAUACUUGUUGUGGUAUGUCGUGGUAUGAGGUCAUAUUGCUCUCCUCGGUGACUCCAUUCAGAGUUUAGCACAUUUCUUUGCAGGUCUUCGAGCUUAAGCUGGUUCUAGUACAUCGGUCUUCUUGUGCCCGUUUUUUGCAGCUUUCUCGGUUGUUGUUUUUUUAUUGCGAUGAGGUUACUGUGUCUCUUUGUUGCGGCUGUGUGAUAUCUUUACUGGCUGUUGGAUGUGUGUGUAUUUGGAGGAAGCCCUCGGUGUCUCGCUGUAGGUGUCAGGUAUGGGUUCUUCAUCCUCAUUCCUCUUUGAGCUUCAUGGAGCGUAGGAUUCGGCGAGGAGGAGAGUUGGAUGCUUCAAGCGGAUUAAUUUAGAUGAGAUGGUGAAGACGAAAGUGUCUGGUGUUGUGUAUCCGAUUAGUUAAAGCUAUCAAUUUCAAUGUUGUAUCGAAUUUUGCUUGCUUCCAGGUAUUGUUGGGUUGCGAGUCAAUCCCGCCCCGCUUGCCCUGCAAAUCCGCGGAUUGAGUGAAUUUUAAAAAAAAAACACUUGACCCACAAAAAGAAAAUAAAAAAUCCGCAUACGCCCCGCUUAAACCCGCAGGUGAUCUGCUAAACACGCGGACAAUAUUAAUAAUAAUAAAAUUUAUUUUUUUAAUUUUUUUAAUUAAAUUAAUAAUAAUGAUGUAUUUAUAUUUCAAUAAUUAUUAAAAUAGUUUUUGUUUCUUUUUUUUUAAAAAAAAAUUGUGGAUUGGCGAGUAUCAGCGGUUUAAAUUUGGUUGACUUAUACCCGCGAAUUAAUUUUUUUUAAAUCACUCGCUGCAUCCGCCCUGCGGCGGAUCAAACAGACCGGGUCCACGGAUAAUGAUUUUAAUUCUCAGUUCUACUUCCAACCCAAAUUUCUCUGUAACAAUGCCCUUUCGGAAAGAAUUAAAUUUAAAAGAAAAAAAUACAUGUUGUUUACAAAUAGGAGAUACAGUAGCUCAUUUCAUUUUGAGUGAUUUUGUGGGCUGUAGUUAUUAAAAAAUAAAGAAUAUGAAAUCAAGCCUAUCAGAGCGUCCUACCGUGAAUCUCAUCGUGUGGGAUAUUAAUUUCAUAGGCUCCUCGUCUGACCAAGCUUGGCUGGCUUCCUUAAGUGCUCACCAUUGCCCCCAUUAAGGAGUAAUAUAUUUUGACUUUUAAUCUCUUUUUUUCUUUCCCUCUUUUGGUUCACCUUAUAGUAUUGGAUUAAAUUAAUAAUUCCAAGGAGGAGGAUGAUUGGUGUUGAUUAGUUUAAAAUGUAAUCGCGCAGAGUACGUGUUCUAUUGGCAGCCUCGCUUUAAAGUUAUUUUGAGAUCGUUGGCAAAAGUGGAAAUGAAUAGCUUUUGGUACAACUCAUUAAGAAUGGAUACGCCUACGGAAGAGCAUCAUUCACUGUGUUCCAACUACAAAAUGUUCUGAUUUGUUUAAUGUUCCAAAUUCUUUACUGUAUUUAAAUACAGUUUGGAAAUAUUAAACAGAAAUGUCAUAAACAACUUUAUUUGUUCAAUGAUCGUUUUAUUUUUUAAACUUUGAAUUAAUGACAUGUGAUUGCUCCUGUAGACGUCAGCACAACCACAUUCACAAAAUUGUACAAAAUAUUAUUGUAUAUUCAACUGUUAAAGUGCUCUUAAAAUAUUAUGGUUUCCAGAAAAUCAAGUUACUGAAAACAUCAAAAAAAAAUUUUAAUUGCAGUUAAUUGAUAAAUUGUUCUCUUGAAAUCGUCUUUGUCAAGUUAUAUUUCUAAUGGUUUAAAUAUAUUUUUCAAAAGCUUGUUUUGUUUUUUUAUGCAAUGUAACCUAACAAUUCUUUUGUUAUCAUUUUUGAUAAAUUUGACUGAGUAAAAUAUUUGUUUACGGAAGAAGCACCAAAUUGAUAAAAUAGCUGUAUCAUGAAAUAUUUUAAAAUAUUAAACAUUUUUUCUUAAAUACAAAUUUUUUUGAUCAACUAUUAUUAUAUACAAUUUAAAUUAUAAGUUAUCAUUGUUUAUCUAGCCUUUUGUUUUUUUAGCGUAUUUCUUACUUCCUGACAACCAUUGAAAGUACGAAUAUACCGCGAGUAGUUUUGCUCAUUCGUAACGCGAAAUGUUGUUCUUCUGUCCCAUCAAUUCUCUAUUGGUUCACUGUAACUUUAUUAUAACCUUAAAAUAAUUUUCGUUUGGCUGAACAGAUUACCCGUGAGGCCAUAAAGUCACUAUCAGAAGCACUACUCAGUUUGAAUGUAUAAUAAAUUACUGCAUGUGGUAAGAAUCGAAUCAAUAGAUGUUUAAUUGGGGAUUUGGUCAUCUUAAGUGGCUGUCUCUACAUGGGGUUCAGAAAUAUACUUUUAGUUUGCAAAUCUUGGUUGACAUUUUAAGCAAUGAGUAUACAAAUUAUAGUGGUACUGGUUAUUAAAAGACUUUAUAAUAUGUCAAAACGAGGAAUGAGCAACGUGAAGAAUUGCAAUUUCUCUUUAUACGAUCAUCAUAAACAAAUUAUAAUCUAACUCGUAUUUAUGUGUAAACAGCUAAACAUCAUUAUAAAAAAGCAUGAUCUUACGAUUUACCCACGGGUUCUCUCUCUCCUCACAUAAUCACAUUCAUAUAAAUAUACACACAUUGAUACAAAAAAGACAGAACACAGUUACAUUUCACUUAAGCCUAAUCAUCAGACAAAACUUAAAAGCUUCUUCGUGUUUUCUUUAUGUCGAACGGUAGUAAUUCGCCGACCACCCGGACGACGUCGUUUCGCGUAGCUUCCCUCGCACUGCCUUCAAAAUCUUCUGAUCAGUCUCCUCAGUCAUCUCCAGGCUCAUCUUCGUCCCCAACUCCAACGCGGAGGCCUUCUCUCCCCGCCGGUGGAUCUCCGGCGAGAAGAACGGCGACUGGAUUAUCCGGCCGGCACUCAUUAUUCAGGGGAAUUCGUCUACGGAACGGAAAAUGGGUGUCGGAGAUUCGAGAGCCGCGUAAAACGACGCGAAUAUGGCUCGGGACUUAUCCCCUCCCGGAGAUGGCUGCCGCCGCUUACGACGUGGCGGCGCUAGCUCUGAAAGGCCCCGACGCCGUUUUGAACUUUCCUGGUUUGGCUUUGACUUAUGUGGCUCCGGCUUCUAACUCUGCCGCGGAUAUUAGAGCUGCCGCCGGGAGAGCCGCGGAGAUGAAGCAACCGGAGAGGGUAUUGGAGCCGGGUCAAUCCGAGAAGGAGGAGGAAGAAGAAGCAAUAUUGUCUUCUUCGUUGGAGUUUAUGGACGAGGAAGCGAUGCUGAAUAUGCCGAAUUUGUUGACGGAGAUGGCGCAUGGGAUGUUGAUGAGUCCACCGAGGAUGACAGAUCCGGCUCCGGAGAAUCAUGAAGAAGAUAGUCUCUGGAGUUACAGAUGAUUCCAUUGAAACUGUCUUUUUCUUCUUCUUAUCUUUUUUUUCCCGGUCGGAAAAGAUUUUUGUUUUUGUUCUUUGUUUGCUUUUUGAGUCGUUGUUAUGAAUGUUGCAUGCUGAAUCGUUCCAUACGACCUUCGAUUGCUUGCAUGCGAUCAUUUAGAGCUUCCAUAUUCUUCUCCAUGACAGUAGUUGAAACGAUGACGUGAUUAUAUCCUCCUAUGAAUAUCAAAUUGUUGAUUGAGCUCCGCCAUCAUCAAAUUAAGCUUGCCGAUUAUUUGUA